CGCGAGCGCAGAUCGCCGAAGCCAGGCGGCGGAGAGGGAGCUCGAGGCGGCGGAGGAAGGCGUUCGCCACAGUCGCUGAUUUCCCUGGGGAAGAGAUGGGUCUCUCCUUUGGGAAGCUGUUCAGCCGCCUCUUCGCCAAGAAGGAGAUGAGGAUUCUCAUGGUCGGGCUCGAUGCCGCCGGUAAGACCACCAUCCUCUACAAGCUCAAGCUCGGCGAGAUCGUCACCACCAUCCCCACUAUCGGAUUCAAUGUUGAAACUGUUGAGUAUAAGAACAUUAGCUUCACUGUUUGGGAUGUUGGUGGCCAGGACAAGAUCAGGCCCCUGUGGAGGCACUACUUUCAGAACACACAGGGACUUAUUUUUGUUGUAGACAGCAACGACAGGGAACGUGUUGUUGAGGCUAGAGAUGAGCUCCACAGGAUGCUGAAUGAGGAUGAGCUGCGUGACGCUGUGCUGCUUGUAUUUGCAAACAAACAAGAUCUUCCCAAUGCUAUGAAUGCUGCUGAAAUUACUGACAAGCUUGGUCUGCAUUCCCUGCGACAGCGGCACUGGUACAUCCAGAGCACUUGUGCUACAUCUGGUGAAGGGUUGUAUGAGGGGCUUGACUGGCUUUCCAGCAACAUCUCCAGCAAGUCUUGAAGCUUUUCGGCAGGGCUCCUAGCGAGAGGAUGUCUGAACAACUUAUGGCUGCUUUUUUUUUACAUAUUAUUACUAAGACACAAGCUACAGCAGAUAUAGUACUUGUGAAAAAAAGAAACUUCUGAGCUCUUUUGAGGGAUUGAUACUAGAUUGGAUUGUGUUUUUGUUUUUGGGUCGAUACCAUCGCCUGUUCGGUUCCACAAAAUUGACUGUCAACUAUAUUUACCUAUGUUCGGAGAUUGUAUGGUAAAUUAAAUUGACAUGCUUU
Messenger RNA from Zea mays, 909 nucleotides. RefSeq names its product ADP-ribosylation factor A1F. NCBI's taxonomy places the organism in Eukaryota, Viridiplantae, Streptophyta, Magnoliopsida, Poales, Poaceae. The record is from RefSeq and is marked provisional. Gene Ontology annotation, molecular function: GTPase activity; GTP binding.